AUGAUGUUCCUUUCCACGUUGCAACCGAACUAUUCAGCUUUCCUUCACCAAGGUGCUCCUUUUCUGCCAUCAAAGUUUCCAGCGAGAGUUGCUUGUCACAGAGAUGUUUCCCUGACACCAUUAUCGACUUUUAGCAUAAAAAUGAGAGAAAAACAUGCAAACCAUAGUUCCACCAAAUUUUUUACCAGUGCUGCAAGGAGUGGUCAUCAGUUAAGCUAUGAUGAUGAUUUGCCUGAGGAACCCUUUUUGCUAUCAUUGAUCAAUGAUGUCAUAUGGGGGAUAAAAUAUUUAUUUGUAUUUUUGGUUGAGCAACCUAGCCAGCUGAAAUACGUAGAGUGGCCAAGCUUUAGCAGUACGCUGAGGACGGCGGUUCUGACUCUUAUCCUGGUUGCGUUGCUUAUUGUUGCAUUAUCAUCUGUUGAUUCGGCUCUCUGCUAUCUUCUGGCAUUAGCUCUCAGGAAAAAACCGUAA
This is a messenger RNA of Sphenostylis stenocarpa, 471 nucleotides long. The record is from the annotation of a GenBank genome assembly. Lineage: Eukaryota; Viridiplantae; Streptophyta; Magnoliopsida; Fabales; Fabaceae.